This is a messenger RNA of Triticum turgidum subsp. durum (durum wheat), 417 nucleotides long. NCBI's taxonomy places the organism in Eukaryota, Viridiplantae, Streptophyta, Magnoliopsida, Poales, Poaceae. The record is from the annotation of a GenBank genome assembly.
AUGUAUCCUGUUGUUUCUUUCUUUCUGGCAGGCACACCUGAUUCUAGAAGACUAUACGCAUGUUGCGAGAUACUAGAAGCUGUCAUGUAUGCUUGCAAAGAGGGGCUGGAGAUUGCUAUACAGAAAAGUACGUUGCCCAUUCAAGUUGAGGUGAAUUCUGCCACUGCGGCAAUGUUGUUAAAAAGUGAAGUGGAUGAUAGAUCAAGGUUCGCGUUCCUCGUGCGCCGCGAUGUUAAGAAGUUACUUAGAAGCAAUAAUUCUUGUAUUACUCAUGUAUCUAAUACUCAGAAUUUAGCUAGUAUCUCUUUGGCAAUUUUUGCUAGAGACGGCAGUAGAACAAUGACCUGGGUUGGGUCUGGACCACCGGAGGUCCUUCAGGCUGCUGCAAUUGAUUGUAAGGAUACUACUAUUGAGUAA